ACUAAAAAAGAUCUUAUGCUUAUGAGGGAGAAAAAGAAACAGAAGGCACUGGAGAGGGAGAUUUGGGCAUUAGUGAGAGAGCGUGGAGAGCAGGAGAAAAAACUUCAGGCUCUGGAUGAGGAUUUUGUGAAGACUGAAGCAAAGGUGAGUGCUGCAGUUCAGGAGAAAACAUCUCUUUCAGCAACUGUUGCAUGCCUAAAAAAACAGCUUCUGGAACUAAAAAGAAGCAAUGACCUACUGAAGUCAAAGCUGUCUGAAGAUGGUGUGCAAAAGGAAAAGAGCAGGAAGUUAAUGAAGUUAAUGAAGCUCAGAAACGUGAGGCAUGCUAAGGAAAAGACUGCCUGCAGCUUCAUUUCCACGUUUUCCUGCUUUGCAAGUGAAGUGCAAAGGAAUCUAGAACAUUCAAAAGGAAAAGUAGCACAGUUAGAAGAAAAACUGUCUGCUGCCGAGAGAGAGAAAGUUGUAGAAAAGUCUGACCCUGAAAACCUCCUAGAAUCCAUCACAGAGCUCAGUAGUGUUACAGAAACUGCUGAGAAAUACAAAGCCAAUGUUGCUCAGCUGGAGGAGACACUGAUUAAGAAAGACCAAGAUAUUGAGAUCCUGAGGGAUUCCCUCAAAACAAAAGAGGAAUCAUGUAAACUGAUGAAAGAACUUAAUGAAAAGUGUCAAUUGCUUCAAGAAGAAAAAGAGAAAGAGUUGUCUGAGACCAGAGGAAAAUUCCUGAGUAUAAAUGCUGAAAUAGGAGACCUGAAAAAAAAAAUUGUUUUGGAGGAAGGGCAACACAAAAAACUGCUUCAGAAACAUGAGGAGGUUGUCUCUCAGCUGCAGCAAGAGAAGGAGUCAUCUGCAUCAACACAGCAGAGGUUCCUGGAGUUGCAGGAUGAGGCAACAAGGGAGAGACUUCUUCUUGAAGAAGUGCUGAAUGAUCCCAUGAAUGAGCUGAAUAAAUUACAUGCAAAGGAGAAGAAAGCUGAAAAGUCGGUGAAGCAAUUGGGACAAGAAAUCAAAUCUCAAGGCCUUGAACUUGCACAGAUGGAAGAAAAGUUGAAAGGGAAAAAUGCUGAGUUGGAGCAAGUUGAUGAAAUUCAUGGCAGUGCUGUAUUGCAAAUCCAAGAGCAGCACAGGAAUACACUGGAGAAACUUGGAGAGACUGUUGCUGACUUCAAAAGCUACAAGAAGACAACAGCUGAAGAAAUCUGCUGUCUUAAACUGGACAAUCCCUCUCUGCAAGAAGCAGUUGCCAACCUUAAAAAAGUAGGCCAAGAGAAUCAGCAAUUGCUUCAGGAAGCAGAACACACUAAGAACAAAGCGAAAGAAGAAUGUGCAAGGGUGCUUUUAGAAGUCCAGACCAAGCUCGCACUAAAAGAAGCAGAAACAGAGAGAACAAAAGAGUCUUUCCUGAAGUUUAGUCAUUUGUGCAAGGCAAAACUGGAAGAGCAAACUGAAGAACUGAAAAGGGAACUUGAAGCAGAAAGGUCAAGGAAAUCCAUAAAUGAAGAUGUGACCUCAAGCUUAAAAAAAGUUUUGUUAUAUAAAUCUUCCUAUAGAUUACGCCAGAUUCAAUUUGUAUUUCAGCAGCAACUAAAUGCAUUGGAAGCAGAGAGGAAUGCACUCUUACAGGAGCACGGUGCUGCCCAGGAAGAACUGAAUAAACGAAGUGAUGCCUAUGCUAAACUGCUUGGCCACCAGAAGCAAAAAAUCAAGCAUGUUAUGAAGUUGAAGGAAGAGAAGAACCACCUGAAGCAGGAUGUCUCCAGACUGCGUGUGCUGCUAUCCAAAGAAAAGCAAACCAACAGAGACCUCCAGGAGCAACUGUGUGCAGUCCAGGGCAUCAAGCAUCAUAUUAAUGCAAAUAUCCAGAGCCUUACCUGCUCCAUUCCCAGCAGCAUUUCAG
Molecule: messenger RNA, 1894 nt
Organism: Neopelma chrysocephalum (saffron-crested tyrant-manakin)
Lineage: Eukaryota; Metazoa; Chordata; Aves; Passeriformes; Pipridae
Product: hyaluronan mediated motility receptor-like
Exons: 14
Cellular component (GO): membrane
Molecular function (GO): hyaluronic acid binding
Source: RefSeq, a predicted model, not a curated record